Molecule: messenger RNA, 926 nt
Organism: Tuber melanosporum (Perigord truffle)
Lineage: Eukaryota; Fungi; Ascomycota; Pezizomycetes; Pezizales; Tuberaceae
Exons: 3
Coding region: 200-850 (216 amino acids)
Biological process (GO): DNA replication; DNA strand elongation involved in mitotic DNA replication
Cellular component (GO): GINS complex
Source: RefSeq, a predicted model, not a curated record
GGCAGAUCGAUAAAUCUGUUGCUAAACCUCCUACACCCCACACCCCAUCACAACUCCACAACUUUGACCAGGAUUUGAAAGAAACCCUGAGAGAGACACCACCACCACAACUCAUUUGAGUUCAAUUCACCUCACAACACCACCACCACCACCACAAACACCACACCUCUCCCCGCACCCGCGCUACAAGUACUAAAUCAUGUACGGUGACCUCGGAUUGAAGCUCGUCCAACAUGCAAAACGCACACAAUCCCUCCCUCAGCUCCCACCCUACCAGAGCGACAUUGUGCGCAGCGUAACCCGCGAAGUACGUGAUCUAGACCGCGACGUUACGGAAAUACUCGAACCAUUCAAUGGUCACUUCGAUCCGGCCGAGGAGCCAGCCACCGCCUGUAGUCUUCUCGUCCACCAUCUUUGCAUGCGAAGGAAUAAGCGAUGCUUGCUCGCGUACCAUCGUGUUCGGGUGGAGGCGAUCGAAGAAAUGUGCUGGAGUGGCAGCGACCUACUCGAGCAGGUUCAGGCAAGCCAGAAUAAGGUAGCCGAGGGAGGGGCGGGAAUUGGGUCGGCUGAGGGUUCGGGUGCCAGCUCACUUAGCCCUGAAGAGGAGGAGUAUGCCAGACAGUACGGGGAUUUGCUUGCCGCGUAUAAGGGACAGUGGACAGAUAUUGACCUCACCGGGUCGUUGGAACCGCCGAGAGACCUGUUCAUCGAUGUUAGAGUUCUUAAGGAUGCCGGGGAGAUACAGACAGAAUACGGUGCUAUUACCCUUACGAAGAAUAGUCAAUUUUUUGUUCGACAAGGUGACGUCGAAAGACUGAUUGCCCAGGGGUUCCUACAAAAGUUGAACUAGAAUCACGAGCCGUGAGACCCUCAAAGGAAAGUUCUAAAUUUCAGAAGUAAACAUACCUAAUACACUUCAAACCCAU